AUGGGUUCGCAGCCAGAGCAGGCCCAGAAUGGGGAGGUGGACACUACCAACCUGGGCUUCACGCCGGUUAUCAAGGUUGACGGCCCGUGGACCGUUGACAAGGUCAUAAAAAAAUUGCCUGGAGGUGCGCCCGCCGAGGGUUCAUCCUCGCCGCUGGCCUUCUUCCACAUGCUCGAGCGACUCAAAACUACGAAGCGCGAAGGGUGGCGCCGAUUUGGAAUCACCAGGGGAGAGUCCAUCGCCGACCACAUGUACCGCAUGUCGAUGAUUUCCAUGUUUGCCCCGCCGGCACUGGCCCCGAAGCUCGACCUGCCCAAGUGCGUGAAGAUGUGCCUGAUUCACGACAUGGCCGAGCUGCUGGUCGGCGACAUCACCCCCGUCGACGGAGUGCCCAAGCCCGAGAAGAGCCGGCGCGAGGCCGAUACGAUGGACUUUCUGACCAAGAACCUGCUGCGCAACGUGGCGGGCGGAACGACAGGCGAGGACAUCCGGGCCAUCUGGCAGGAAUACGAGGACUCGGAGACGCUGGACAGCCACUUUGUGCACGACGUCGACAAGAUGGAGCUGCUACUGCAGAUGAUUGAGUACGAGAAGCGCGGCGAGGGCCAGCUGGACCUGGGCGAGUUCGCGUACGUGUCGACCAAGAUGACGCUGCCGGAGAUGAAGGCGUGGGGGCAGGAGGUGCUCAAGGAGCGCGAGGAAUUCUGGGGCGCCAAGAAGCACAUACACGGAGAGCAGGGCGUUGAGGGAGGCGUGCAGGUCGACCUGAGAGACGACUAUUACUCGCGAGACUGA
This is a messenger RNA of Ilyonectria robusta, 795 nucleotides long. Its product is annotated as putative HD family hydrolase. The transcript is spliced from 3 exons. The coding region runs from base 1 to 795 and encodes 264 amino acids. Gene Ontology annotation, cellular component: cytoplasm. Gene Ontology annotation, molecular function: 5'-deoxynucleotidase activity. Lineage: Eukaryota; Fungi; Ascomycota; Sordariomycetes; Hypocreales; Nectriaceae. The record is from RefSeq and is a predicted model, not a curated record.